Molecule: messenger RNA, 2074 nt
Organism: Drosophila innubila
Lineage: Eukaryota; Metazoa; Arthropoda; Insecta; Diptera; Drosophilidae
Gene: C1GalTA
Product: glycoprotein-N-acetylgalactosamine 3-beta-galactosyltransferase 1
Exons: 4
Coding region: 463-1614 (383 amino acids)
Cellular component (GO): membrane
Molecular function (GO): N-acetylgalactosaminide beta-1,3-galactosyltransferase activity
Source: RefSeq, a predicted model, not a curated record
GUUGCCGUUUUGUUGUCACUUCGUACGCUCGCGCGUUCGUUCGCGUCGUUGUAACGGAGAACGAAGAGUCGGAAAAAUAAAAUUGUUGUUUAAUUAAUUAUUAUUAUUGUCGUUGUUGCUGGUCGCAUUGUAGCUCUCUACGAAUACAGCAAUAAAAUAAAUCGCAUGAAUGAAAAAACAACCAAUUAAAUUGCAACUAAUACGUGAGUGCGCAGCAAAUUCACACAAAAAAGAGCAUAUCUGCAUCAGGGAGAGUCCUGCGUCACUAAAACAAAGACAAAAUGCGAAUGGUUGUGCUAAAAAUCAAUUAAGAUGUAAAACAUACAUGAAAUAGAAGGUCAACCUACGUAACGCAACCAAAGAGGCUCAAGGCCCCAGUUCCAAAGAUUAGCGGUUGCCUCAGCCGUAAACGCCACAAGUCCCACCUUAAAGCCAGCUAUAACAUAGCACAACUAUAGCCAAAUGACUGCCAAUAGUCUGUUAGGACGAUCUUUACUCAAUGAAGGACGUUCCAACAAACGUUCCCUCAUCUCUCUGAUCGUUGGACUCGUUGUUGGCUUCUGCCUGGCAGAGCUGUUCGUCUACUCUUCCACGCCAGAACGUAGCGAAUUUAUGCCCUACGAUGGUCAUCGGCAUGGCGAUGUCAACGAUGCCCAUCACAGCCACGACAUGAUGGAGCUGGCGGGUCCAGAGCAGGAUGUGGGUGCUCACGAGCAUGUGCACGACAACAGCAGCAUUGCGGAUAAACUGUACAGUGAGGUGCGAAUUCUCUGCUGGAUCAUGACGAAUCCCACCAACCAUCAGAAGAAGGCACGACACGUGAAACGCUCCUGGGGAAAGCGUUGCAAUAAACUCAUCUUCAUGAGCUCAGCCAAGGAUGAGGAACUGGACGCCGUAGCGUUACCCAUUGGGGAAGGACGCAACAAUCUGUGGGGCAAGACGAAGGAGGCCUACAAGUACAUCUACGAGCAUCACAUCAAUGAUGCGGACUGGUUUCUCAAGGCAGACGACGACACCUACACGGUUGUUGAGAAUAUGCGCUACAUGCUAUAUCCCUACAAUCCCGAGACGCCCGUCUACUUUGGGUGCAAGUUUAAGCCGUAUGUGAAGCAAGGUUAUAUGUCUGGAGGAGCUGGUUAUGUGCUCAGUCGGGAGGCAGUGCGUCGUUUUGUGGUGGAGGCUCUGCCCGAUCCGAAACUGUGCAAAAGUGACAACUCAGGUGCCGAGGAUGUGGAAAUAGGCAAGUGCUUGGAGAACGUUAAAGUCUUGGCGGGCGACUCAAGGGAUGCCAAUGGUCGUGGUCGGUUCUUCCCCUUUGUGCCAGAGCACCAUUUAAUACCUUCACAUACGGACAAGAAGUUUUGGUACUGGCAAUACAUCUACUACAAAACGGACGAGGGUCUGGAUUGCUGUUCGGAUAACGCCAUAUCCUUUCAUUAUGUGUCGCCCAAUCAAAUGUAUGUGCUAGACUAUUUGAUAUAUCAUCUGAGGCCAUAUGGCAUCGUCAAUUCACCGGAUGCCCUUCCAAAUAAGUUGGCGGUAGGGGAAUUAAUGCCUGCGCCCAAGGAACCACAGGAUUCAAGCACUGAUCAAGCGAAGAAGGAGUCACAGUGAUUGUAGGCCAUAGAUACUUGUAUAUAGAUCUUGUGUAAAUAUCCAUUGGAAUAGAUCACUCUUAGUUUAGCAUACUUGCCAUUUUCAUUUUCAUUUUCAUUUAUCGUCGUCUCUUUUGUUAGUUUUAUUCACUCAGGAUUUGUUUUAAUAUUUUCUCGAGUCUUAACUUAUUGUACAAAUACCAAAACAAUAAAACAUGAGUGCUGUUACUAUAGUUUUUAAUAAAGUCUGCGCAAAUAGCGUUUAUGCAUAUAGUAUAUAUACACAUAAAUAUAUAUUUAUGUAAAUGACUAGCUAUACUAUUCAUCUAAUAAGGUACUCACAAUACUACAUAGUGUAGCACAAAACUAGAUAUUAAGUAACUACAGAUAUAUAAAUAAUUAUAACGUUCUUGGGCUCAUCUAGCUAGCAAUCAAAUUAAUAUUUAAUAUAAUGACAUAAAUAUUUCGAUAAGCUUUAA